This is a messenger RNA of Clonostachys byssicola, 618 nucleotides long. The record is from the annotation of a GenBank genome assembly. Lineage: Eukaryota; Fungi; Ascomycota; Sordariomycetes; Hypocreales; Bionectriaceae.
AUGGACUUCGCCCCCUAUCAGUCCUCCCCGCCAGAGCAUGGCCGCAUCGCCUCCCCCGACUACAACUCCUCCCCUCGAGCCUCGACCGACGCCCGCCGCCCCUUCUCCCCCGCCACCGCCGCCCGCAGCCCCCCUCCUCUGCAGCACCCCCAGCCCCAUCGCGGCUGGGGAGGCUUCGACGGCCAGGCGACGGGAUGGAACGCCGGCAGCGACUCGGGCGCCCCUACAGCUGUUGGUAGCGGCGGCGCAAUGCCCGGUGCCUACCCUGCCGCCGAGGUCAGCGAGUUCGACACCAGCCUGGGCCUCAGGCUCGACUACGAGGCCUGCCUGGCGUACCUGGCCUUCCCGCCCGUCGGCGCCAUCAUCCUGCUGAUCUUGGAGCGGAAUAGCGACUAUGUUCGGUUCCACGCCUGGCAGUCGUCUCUGGUAUUCACAGCCAUCAUGCUCUUCCACCUCAUCUUCUCGUGGUCGGGCUUCCUCAGCUGGCUCUUCUUCAUCGGCGACAUUGGCCUGAUCGGCUUCCUAACCAUGAAGGCAUAUCAAGAUGCUGAGAUCCUCGAUAGAUAUGAAGUUCCCUUCUUUGGAAGAAUAGCGAGCAGGUUCCUGGACGACGAAUAA